Molecule: messenger RNA, 153 nt
Organism: Parastagonospora nodorum SN15
Lineage: Eukaryota; Fungi; Ascomycota; Dothideomycetes; Pleosporales; Phaeosphaeriaceae
Exons: 2
Coding region: 1-153 (50 amino acids)
Source: RefSeq, a predicted model, not a curated record
AUGGACAAUCUCAGGUACCACUCGCAUAUAGAACCUAGCACAGAGGCGGGUCGGCCGAUAUCAGCUUGCGAGAUGUCGAAGGAGAUCGGAAAUGCCAAGGACACCGAACGGUUCCGAGAAAGCUUGAGAAGGCGUCGCGCUAGAUGCCACUAG